Saprolegnia diclina VS20 is the source of this 2223-nucleotide messenger RNA. RefSeq lists its product as hypothetical. The transcript has a single exon. Gene Ontology annotation, biological process: microtubule cytoskeleton organization; protein polyglutamylation. NCBI's taxonomy places the organism in Eukaryota, Oomycota, Saprolegniomycetes, Saprolegniales, Saprolegniaceae. Gene Ontology annotation, molecular function: tubulin-glutamic acid ligase activity; tubulin binding. The coding region runs from base 397 to 2184 and encodes 595 amino acids. The record is from RefSeq and is a predicted model, not a curated record. Gene Ontology annotation, cellular component: cilium.
ACGACGCUGACUAAACGCACGCAAACCUUUCCCGCCUCGAUAAUCGAAGCUCGCUGGAGUGGUCGCCGCCGCGACGCGCUGCUACUCAAGGCACCAAUGUAUCGCGUAGCUUGUGUUGUUGACACCAGCCAACCCCCGAUGCACAACUGCGCUGAGCAGAAGGCGCGUUUGUCGACUCCCAAACGCGAGGACUACAGCGAGGCUGCCGCUGCGAGGUGACGACAGCAUGCUGGUGGACUGGAUCACAUAAGAAGCGGGACCGCAAGCCUACUGACAGGCCGUGCAUGAGCUGGGGCCUUUUGCAGCCAUGGACGGGACCUCGAAAGUUGCGUGCGUCUAGUGUCGCGCGACGUCGUAUCGGAACACGUGUAUUUUAUCUGGCGCAUUCGUGCAGCAAUGGCGGUUGUCCGGGGCCUUCUCGCGUGGCUAAGCUGCUGCCUCAUGCUGCUGCCGGGCGUCUCUGCGCGGGACGCCCAGCGGCCCAACAAGGUGGCGCUCCUGCCCGACGCCGACGUUGAUGCCAACGGGCCCAUUCGGCGGGCGUUGUACCUGCAUGGCAUCAGCGAGCUGCAGCUCGACGCGCCCUCGUGGACGGCGGCAGCCGAUACGGCCAUGUACGAUCUGCUCUGGUCGAACGAGGCGCCGCCAUCCAACGCCCUCGGCGAGCUCGCACCUCGCCACCGAAUCAAUCAUCUGGACGGCGCCGCGGUCUUGACUGAGAAGCUCCACCGCUCGCACGCGGCGCUGCAGCGGCAAUUCGGUGCCUUUGACUUUGGCUUUGUCGCACCUGCGUUUCGCCUUCCGCAGGACAAACCAGCGCUCCUACAAGCGAUCCGUGACGUUCUCAACACCCCGCUGGUGGCCGAAAAGGCCACCGUCGACGCCGCGUACAAUCGCCGCUGGCUCGUGCACGCCAGCGGUCACACGUCGCUCCUCAAAGGACUGCCGCAAGUGCAGAGCGACGACGUCCCACCGGACGCCGUUGUGACCAAGUACGUGGAGCCACUCCUCAUCUCGGGCCGCAAGUUUGAACUUCGCUUCUUCGUGCUCAUUGCAUCGCUCGAUCCGCUACGUGUGUAUGUCUACGACAAUGCGCUUUUGCGCUUCUGCACGCAGCCGUACCCGACAACGCUUGAUGCGAGCGCCGACGUCGCCUCGUACAUUGUCGACGACAACGACUACCUCCCGCCGUGGGAGCUGCCCGACUUGCGAGACUACUACACCGAGCUGCCGUCGUCGGCCACCGAGGGCAGCAACCACUGGCGUGUCUUGCAAGCAUACCUUCGCGACCACAAUAUCGACGUCGAUCGCUUUCACAAAGAGACGCUCGGCGCGAUCUCAAAGCUUAUUGCGGGGCGGCGCCAAAUGCUCCUCGACGCAGCGACGACCAGCGGCGCGUUUGAGCUCCUCGGCUUUGUGUUUCAUAUCCAAGACGACGGCCAGCCUUUUCUAGACCGGGUCGAGCGGUCGCCGUCGCUCGUGCCCCGGCCAGUGUUUGCAACCGGCGCGGAGACGGGUCUCCUCAACAACGUAGCCGCCGACGUCAUCCAGCUCGUCGGUGUCCGUGCGCCCAACGAACCGGACCUCCAAGAGGCAACGCUACUCGCCUCGCCAGCGUACUGCAAGAGCAAGUGCCGCGACCAGCUCGCCACGUGGGAUAUGACCUGUUGGCGGUGCCCCGGCUGGUUCUCACCGCCCGUCGCCGCGCAGCUUCUCGGUGGCGCGACCGAGUACAGCCGACGAGGCACGUUCCAGCUCCUCUUCCCGAGCGUUCAAAAGACAGACGCCAAGUUUCUCCAAGGCGGGCGCUCGAUCCACGACGAAGCCUUUUUUGCGUACAUUGCGUCGUUUGCCACUGCGGCGGCGGGCGGCGCCGUCGACCCGACCGUGCUCUGCGUCAACCGCGAGCAGUGCAGCGGCCACGGCGACUGCAUCAACGGCCGAUGCCGCUGCGACCUCGGGUUUGAAGGGUUUACGUGCUACAUCCCGCGCGAUCCCAACAUGCCGGCGUGGACCGAAGCGCCAGUGCAACUACAAGGCGCCAACCUGCGUGCCGCCGGGUCGACGAUGUCAACUCGCCCGUCAUUUACGCUCGUGGCGCUCGGUCUUGGCGUGGUUUGCUUUGCACUCUACCAGGUCGCGCUCAAGUACAUCGUAGUUGCGCAGGCGGAGAAGGACAAUUAGAGCUUAUCGGAAUAUCAAGUUGAUAUGAUGUGGUAUGUC